UUUCACCUUCUUUAUAUUUUUAAUUAAUUAAUACUGGUAUAUAAACACGUAAGAUUAGCAAUACGCAAAAGUUCAUACUCCGUAUUAAUGAAGAUGAAUCUCAGGCGUACGAUGAUUGGAUUAACAAAAUCAUGAACAUUUUUUCCACACUGAAUCGAUUUCGAUGUGCUGAAUUUUGUUUCUGCGUGAAAAUUUUCAGAUUGGAGGUGAAGCUGGAGGGGUGAAUAUUGUAUAUCAAUAAAAUAUUGUUAAAAUGCCUGCGCAUGGGGAUCUGGAUCGGCAGAUCGAGCAGUUGAUGGAGUGCAAGCCUCUGACGGAAUCCGAGGUGAAAGCGUUGUGUGAUCAGGCGAGGGCGAUUCUAGUGGAGGAGUGGAAUGUUCAGCCGGUAAAAUGUCCAGUCACCGUUUGUGGAGAUAUUCACGGCCAGUUCUAUGAUCUGAUCGAGCUAUUUCGCAUAGGCGGCAACGCUCCUGACACGAAUUACCUCUUCAUGGGAGAUUAUGUUGAUCGUGGCUAUUAUUCAGUUGAGACUGUUACACUUUUGGUUGCCCUAAAAGUUCGCUACAGAGACAGAAUCACCAUUCUUAGAGGAAAUCAUGAAAGCCGGCAAAUCACACAAGUAUAUGGUUUCUAUGAUGAAUGCCUGAGGAAGUAUGGAAAUGCCAAUGUUUGGAAGUUUUUCACUGAUUUGUUUGACUAUCUACCCCUUACAGCACUUAUAGAGAGUCAGGUAUUUUGUUUACAUGGUGGACUCUCACCGUCCUUAGAUACGCUUGAUAAUAUCAGAGCUCUGGAUCGAAUACAAGAGGUCCCCCAUGAAGGACCAAUGUGUGAUCUGUUAUGGUCUGAUCCGGAUGAUCGAUGUGGUUGGGGGAUAUCUCCUCGAGGGGCUGGAUACACCUUCGGACAAGAUAUAGCUGCUCAGUUCAACCACACAAAUGGGCUCACUCUGAUCUCUAGAGCUCAUCAGCUUGUGAUGGAGGGUUACAACUGGUGCCAGGAGAAAAAUGUGGUGACAGUAUUUAGUGCACCAAACUAUUGUUACCGGUGUGGUAACAUGGCAGCAAUACUAGAAAUCGGGGAAAAUAUGGAGCAGAAUUUUCUCCAGUUUGACCCUGCCCCUCGACAGAUUGAGCCUGAUACUUCGAGAAAGACGCCUGAUUAUUUUUUGUGAUGAUUGAGAUAACAUUUGACUGUUGGAGUUUGUUGUCCAAUCCUCAAUGCCUAUGCGGUCCAUGUAUACUUUCUCUUGUCCCGACUCCUGAGCGAGUUCUAAGUGCAAAAUUUUUGUUUACUGGUUGGAUACUUGGAGAUUUAAUGGCAUACCGAAUUUGGGUGAAGUGAGGGGUCCCCUUUUUGUUCAUUUUUUAGUGUUGUCAAGGGUACUUGUUUGUUACUAAUUGUUACUAUUAUUAUUAACUUCUUAAAAUGUGUAGUCGUUGUAUGCAGGACAUGUACUGUUUGUACCUUGUACAUUCUGAAUGGUGAUACAAAUUUUAAAUAAUAUUGCAAUCGAAUGGAACAAUGUGAUGCAACUGACUAUGAAUCAUGUAAAAAAG
Cuscuta epithymum is the source of this 1559-nucleotide messenger RNA. NCBI's taxonomy places the organism in Eukaryota, Viridiplantae, Streptophyta, Magnoliopsida, Solanales, Convolvulaceae. The record is from the annotation of a GenBank genome assembly.